Molecule: messenger RNA, 2391 nt
Organism: Dunckerocampus dactyliophorus (ringed pipefish)
Lineage: Eukaryota; Metazoa; Chordata; Actinopteri; Syngnathiformes; Syngnathidae
Gene: rcor2
Product: REST corepressor 2
Exons: 13
Coding region: 184-1785 (533 amino acids)
Biological process (GO): negative regulation of DNA-templated transcription; regulation of transcription by RNA polymerase II
Cellular component (GO): transcription regulator complex; histone deacetylase complex
Molecular function (GO): transcription corepressor activity
Source: RefSeq, a predicted model, not a curated record
CGUGCGCCUCGCCGGCUCACUCUGCUUGCAUUUAUCCAUUCAUUGUACUGCCUGGCCAUCAAUAAAGCUAGAAUAAAGCCACCUAAUUUGUGUAAUAACUCUCACUUUGGCACGCCAGAGGGAACUGAAAAAGCCAUCGACAGGGACACGUUCGGGAGAGCCGGAGAACAGUGUUGUGAAGCCAUGCCCUCAGUGAUGGAGCGCUCGGGGACCGGGGUCCUCUCCAGGAGCAGAGCCAAGACCGUAACCAAUGGCAACAGCCAGGCGCAUUCCGAGGAGGAGAGCAGUGAUGAGGACCAUGCUCAUGACAGCAUGAUCCGAGUGGGAGGAGACUACCAGGCCCAGAUCCCUGAGUUCAAACCAGACAGCCCAGCCCGUUACGAGAAGGACCAGAGGAGCAUGUUAGUCUGGUGUCCCAACAGUCAGCUGUCGGACACAAUGUUGGACGAGUACAUCCUAAUGGCUAAAGAGAAACAUGGCUACAACAUGGAGCAGGCUCUAGGCAUGUUGCUGUGGCACAAGCACGAUGUGGAGCGCUCGCUGGCUGACUUAGCCAACUUCACUCCCUUCCCAGACGAGUGGACAGUGGAGGAUAAAGUGCUGUUUGAACAGGCCUUCAGCUUCCACGGCAAGAGCUUCCACCGCAUCCAGCAGAUGCUUCCAGACAAGCUUAUCUCCAGCCUGGUCAAGUACUACUACGGCUGGAAGAAGACCAGAACUAGGACCUCAGUCAUGGACCGCCAAGCCAGGAGGCUGAUAAGCAAGAGGGAGAAGGAUGACAGCAAUGACGAGUUGGAAGAAGGAGAUCCUGGUAGUGACAGUGACUUUGAGCUUGAUGCCAAGAAGGAGGCCACUAAACAGAACCCCAACAGCGCCGUCUCGGACAAAGUGAUCCCCAGUCGCUCGGGCCCCAUCAAGAAAGAGAACAUCGGGGCCCAGUAUCGCCACCACCCUCUCCGAGCCCGUCGCCGGCCUCCUAAAGGAAUGCACUUGGAUCAGGCCGACAUCACAUCCUUGUCCGCCUCCCACGACUCUGGUGUCAUGACAAUAAGGCAGCUGGACACGCAGUUGGUAUCCCUCAAGCGACAGGUCCAAAGUAUUAAACAAAGCAACAGUAGUUUGAAACAGAGUCUGAAUGAAGGUGUGGACUCUUUCAAACCCACUGAGCCCGGCCCCAAGAUGAACUCUCGCUGGACCACAGAGGAGCAGCUGCUGGCUGUGCAGGCAAUCCGUCGCUAUGGCAAAGACUUUACAGCCAUUGCUGAGGUGAUUGGGAACAAGACGUCGGCUCAGGUGAGCUCAUUCUUCGUGAGCUACCGCCGCAGGUUCAACCUGGACGAGGUGCUGAGGGAGUGGGCUGCCGAACAGGUGGCCACACGAGACCUCAGGAGAACUGGCGAGGAGGUAGCGGCUGCUACAGAUGGAGGAGCAGAGGAGGAAGAUGUCAAGCUGGAGGACUCCUCGCCGGAUGUUGCCGGAAGCUCUCCCCCACUCUCCUCCGUCCAGACCACUUCCUCCCUAUCCCAUCCUCCUCCACUGCUGCGCCCAGCGCCUCCCUCAGCUCCACCCAGCCUUCUCCGCCAGCCACCACCACUGCAGACCCGCCCACUCCAGAACCGGGCACCUCACAACCACCCUCCACCGCCGCUCAUCCGGCCCGCUGUUACCACCUCCUCCUCCUCUGGGAGCUCCGGCCUAAGGGCUUCUCCUCCCGCCUCCUCUGUCGCAUCGCAGAUGCCGCCGUCACUGGUGGGCAUCAAAGUGGAGCAGGCCAACUCACACUGAAAACACACAUCACAUCUUGGCCCUCGAUAUCCGCUCCUAACAAGUGUGUGUAUCAUAGCUGCACUGUCACACCUACCUCCACACCACAGUUAUUCCAUACACACUAAUAGCUAAAAAGUCCGAACCGACCUACCUGCAACCUCCAUCAAAAAGGCACUGGAUUGACAGGCUGCUUAGGAGUAGUGUACCACAGCCCACUCAUCUCCAUUGCAACUACUGGACGAUGCACGGAUUCCCAUUGGUAUGUAAACAGCUUUCAGGGAAUUUAAAGUAGAAGACAAUUGAGUCAAACCUGCUUAAUGUUGAGUUUGAAGUUUGAACAUUGAGGAAACUGGCUUUUGCUUAAAAACUUGAGAAGACAACCCAUCUUAUCAAUUUUGUUACAAUUUUUAAUAGCUUAGGCCAACAUGAAAGGAAAAAGACGAGCAUAGCCAUGUCUUACUUGUAUGAAAUUGAGUAUUUGUUUCUUUUUUUUUUUUAGAUGAUUAAACUCUAGGGUAGCUCAAGUAGUUUAGAUUAUUAUUAUUAUUAUCGUUAUUAUUAUUAUUGACUGAGCACUAAAGAGCCGUUUGUGUGUGAGUCGUGAGUGUUCUUACCUCCUACAAC